Camelus dromedarius (Arabian camel) is the source of this 1488-nucleotide messenger RNA. It is a transcript of the gene TK1, whose product is annotated as thymidine kinase 1. The coding region runs from base 92 to 808 and encodes 238 amino acids. Gene Ontology annotation, biological process: thymidine metabolic process. The transcript is spliced from 7 exons. The record is from RefSeq and is a predicted model, not a curated record. Gene Ontology annotation, molecular function: thymidine kinase activity; ATP binding. Lineage: Eukaryota; Metazoa; Chordata; Mammalia; Artiodactyla; Camelidae.
GGGGAUAAAGAAUCGUGGCGCGGAAACCCGCGCAAGCUUGCGGGGAGGCGGCGGUGGAGAGUCUCCGGUUCGCGGUCUCCCAGGAGGCACUAUGAGCUGCAUCAACCUGCCCAACGUGCUUCCCGGCUCCCCCAGCAAGACCCGGGGGCAGAUCCAGGUGAUUCUCGGACCCAUGUUUUCAGGAAAAAGCACUGAGCUGAUGAGACGGGUCCGUCGCUUCCAAAUUGCCCAGUACAAGUGCCUGGUGAUCAAAUAUGCCAAAGACACGCGGUACAGCAACAACUUCUCCACGCACGACCGGAACACCAUGGAGGCGCUGCCAGCCUGCCUGCUCCGGGAUGUGGUCCCCGAGGCUCUGGGCGUGGCUGUCAUAGGCAUCGACGAAGGGCAGUUUUUCCCCGACAUCGUGGAGUUUAGCGAGGCCAUGGCCAACGCCGGGAAGACUGUGAUUGUGGCUGCACUGGAUGGGACCUUCCAGAGGAAGGCUUUCGGGACCAUUCUGAACCUGGUGCCCCUGGCUGAGAGCGUGGUGAAGCUGACGGCCGUGUGCAUGGAGUGCUUCCGGGAAGCUGCCUACACCAAGAGGCUGGGCGUGGAGAAAGAGGUCGAGGUGAUCGGAGGAGCAGACAAGUACCACUCUGUGUGCCGCCUCUGCUACUUCAAGAAGGCAUCAUCGGGGCAGCCUGCCUGGCUGGACGGCACGGAGAACAAAGAGAACUGCCCGGUGCUGGGGAGACCCGGGGAGGCCCCGGGAGCCCGGAAGCUGUUUGCCCCUCAUCAGAUCCUGCAGUGCGGCCCGGCCAACUGAGGUGCUGGAUCCCCUACCUGGGACCAGCCACCUGCCCCGGGGCCUGCUGCCGCCCCCUGCCGUACACCUGCCCCCUGUGUGCUAUGCGGCCUCUGUGGAGGAAGCUGGGGUUGGGGGUAAGGUUUCACCAGCACGGGGAGCUUUCCGCCUGCUGCAGCACCCUUUCCUGGCUCGGUGGUCCACACACCACGUUUCCCUCCUUGCCUGCCCACUGGCCUUUCUCAGUUCCCUUCCCAGCUGCUGGGUGGCUCACAGGCCAGAGCUGGGUUGCUCUGUGGUGCGGGGUCUGGCCCCCGCAGACCUCCCUCCCUCCCUCCCUCCCCCUUGGGGUGAGGGCCAGUGCUGCUGGCUUCUUCCUCUUUGUGGCUUUGCUGCUGAGUUUCUGUUCUCACUGGGAACUCCAUGCACUCGCACCUCUGGCUUGGCGCCCAGCCUCGUCCCACGCAAAGACUUGGUCCCUCUGCCUGGGACAGGCUCCCAGCCCAUUGGGGAUGGCUGCACUUGUGUUCUCUUGCUUCCCUUCUUGCUCUGGUGAUCGUUUUCUCCAGGAUUCCAGCUUCUCCUAUGUGCCCUGCUGGGGCUCAGAUCCCAGGGGCUUGUCUUUUGGGGAGGGGCUAUGAUUUUUUCUGUUGUAGCAUGUGAAAUUAAUAACUAAUAUUAAAAUUUACUGGUUAGCAAAA